ACGAUGGGUUGGGCUCAGAUAUUCAAUCCCAGAAGUGGGAAACAUAAUAUUAUUGACGGUGCCGAACUUGAAGGUUUUAGCAUUGUGGCAUACCUCAAAGAGAACCCGCAGGAGCGAGUGAAAAAAAUUUAUAAAAGAAUUCUUGACAAUGGAAAAACUGUGAAGGUUCAAGUUUUAGCAGCACACGGAAAAUUGGAAGAGUUACAAAAGAUAACGAAUGGGAAGAGGAUUGCCAUUCCCAAACUAAACACUAGUCUGUUCGAUGACAGUAUGCCUCAGGAAGUUGAUGAAGAUGGUGAGGUCAGUGUCAAGAACACAAAAAAAAAAAGAAAGGACAGCAUGAAAAAGUAUAUUGAAUCUGAUGAUUAGGAAAAAAAUGGGGAACCUAGGUGAAUAGUUGAAAUAAUUCAAACAUGGAACCAAGGGAAAAUCGAAUUUAUCAAUACGGAAAAGAUAAAACGAGUAGUCGGAUUUUGAUGCUUUAUUGACGUAAGAUUUUUUUUUUAAUUGUUUAAUAAAAAAAUCGAAAUUAUUCGAAAUUCAACAAAUCCGAAAAUUUUCGAUCAUUGUAGGCGAAAUUAUAUUACGAAAUUCUGAUAGAAUUUGGGGUUUAGAAUGUCUUCUUUUGGUGAAUUGAUAAAUGAAUACACGGUCAUAACAGCCAACA
Messenger RNA from Fopius arisanus, 667 nucleotides. RefSeq lists its product as uncharacterized. The record is from RefSeq and is a predicted model, not a curated record. NCBI's taxonomy places the organism in Eukaryota, Metazoa, Arthropoda, Insecta, Hymenoptera, Braconidae.